ACACACACACACACACACACACACACACACACACUCUCUCUCUCUCCGCUGCGGACUGUUGUUGUUCGUUACUGAAGCUAACAGCUAACAGCUAACAGACUGUGAGGAUGUCGGAGGGACGCUCGUGCUGUUAACCUGUCAGCUGGUUAUGUCAUCUCCCUUUAACCCGGGUCAUCUCCCUUUAACCCGGGUCAUCUCCCUUUAACCCGGGUUAGCUGUCCUGCUCCGGGCUGUGGGGGAGGACGGGCUAGCUAGCCGCUUAGCUCAGUUAGCAUGUUGCAGCUAAUCGGCCAGUGUUGUUAAUGUUAGCCCGUUAGCUUGUGUGUUAGUGUAGAAGCAGCCGUUUAGCCUGUUAGCACUUUCUAUCCAUAUAUAAAUAUAUAUCUGGGUAUUAUACGUUAUAGUUGUUAUAUAUUGUGUUUAUGAGGGUUGUCUCUAUCGAGGUCGUCACUGUGGUUGAGUGUGUAAUGCUAACAGCUGUUAGCUGCUGUUAGCUGCUGUUAGCUGCUGUCUUUGUUCCAUCAGCAGCAGGCGGUGUAUGAUGGGAGAGCAGGCUAGCUCUGUUAGCUUAGCUAGCAGCUAGAUUAGAGUGGACACUGUUGUUUGUGAGUGUAGCAGCAGAUGCUAAGCUAGUAGAGCUGAGCUCAGUGUUUUAUUAGCAGCCGUUAGCUGACCUUCAUCAUCAUCAUCAUCAGCUGGAGGCCUCGGGCUCGUUAUGGCUGUGCUCUACCUGCUCCUCCUGUCAGGAUGCAUUGCUGCGUCUCAGAGGAACGACAACGUCUACGUGUCAGGAAUUUCUAAUGCCUGUGGCGAGGUGGCGGAGCUCCUGCGGGCGUCCAGUGGGGUCAUCACCAGUCCUGGGUGGCCCUUUCAGUAUCCGGCCCGACUUAACUGCAGCUGGAACAUUAGAGCGCGACCGGGAGACACCGUCACCAUCAGUUUCCAGGACUUUGACCUCCAGGGUUCCCAUCGGUGCUCCUCAGACUGGAUGUCCAUCAGCAGCUACAGAAGCCUGGACGGACUGCGGGUCUGUGGUUCUUCCCUGCCGCCCCCCUACAUCUCUUCCCAGGACCACGUCUGGAUCCACUUCCACUCUGAUGACAGUCUGACGGGGAAAGGGUUCAGACUGUCCUACAUCACUGGUAAGCCAGAGGCAUCCAGCUGUGAUGUAGACCAGUUCCACUGUUCUAAUGGGAAGUGCAUCCCAGACUGGUGGCGCUGCAACUCCAUGGAUGAGUGCGGAGACAAUUCAGAUGAGGAACUGUGUGUGGACUCGCCGUUCUCCUUCCAGCCCUGCAGCCUGAACCAGUUCCCCUGCCUGUCCCGCUACACCCGGAUCUACACCUGCCUGCCACACAGCCUGCGCUGCGACGGCAGCAUCGACUGCCAGGACCUUGGUGACGAGAUCGACUGUGACGUUCCCACUUGUGGAGAAUGGUUGAGGAACUUCUACGGCUCCUUCAGCUCUCCAAAUUACCCUGACUUUUACCCUCCAGGAAGUAACUGCACCUGGCUGAUAGACACCGGAGACCACAGAAAGGUCAUCCUGAGGUUCACAGACUUUAAACUCGAUGGGACGGGAUAUGGCGACUAUGUGAAGGUCUAUGACGGCCUGGAGGAGAACCCUCGCCGUCUCCUCAGGGUGCUGACCGCCUUCGAUUCCAGAGCGCCAGUCGCUGUGGUUUCGUCCUCCGGUCAGCUCCGGGUUCACUUCUAUGCUGACAAGAUCAACGCUGCCAGAGGGUUUAACGUUACCUACCAGGUGGACGGGUUCUGCUUGCCAUGGGAAGUUCCCUGUGGGGGGAACUGGGGCUGUUACACUGAGCAGCAGCGCUGUGAUGGGUACUGGCACUGUCCCAACGGUCGGGAUGAGCUCAACUGUUCUUCGUGUCAGGAGGAUGAGUUUCCCUGUUCCAGAAACGGAGCCUGUUAUCCUCGUUCAGACCGUUGCAACUACCAGAACCGCUGCCCCAACGGUUCUGAUGAGAAGAACUGCUUCUUCUGCCAGCCGGGGAACUUCCACUGCAAGAAUAACCGCUGUGUCUUUGAGUCGUGGGUGUGCGACGCUCAGGACGACUGCGGUGACGGCAGCGAUGAGGAGAGUUGUCCCGUCAUCGUUCCCACCAGAGUCAUCACCGCCGCUGUCAUCGGCAGCCUCAUCUGUGGCCUCCUAUUGGUCAUCGCCCUCGGCUGCACCUGCAAACUCUACUCACUGCGCAUGUUUGAACGCAGCUUUGUGAUUGGUCGUUGCAGGUCAUUUGAGACCCAGCUGUCCAGAGUGGAGGCAGAACUACUGAGGAGGGAAGCUCCACCUUCUUAUGGACAGCUGAUUGCCCAGGGAUUGAUCCCACCUGUGGAGGAUUUCCCAGUGUGCUCUGGGAGCCAGGCUUCCGUCCUGGAAAACCUUCGCCUAGCUGUCCGCUCUCAGCUCGGCUUCACCUCCCUGAGACUCCCCUCCUCCGGUCGUCAUAGCAACCUGUGGCGACGUCUGUUCACCUUCUCACGGUCCCGGCGAUCGGGCUCUUUGGCUCUGGUUUCUGCUGACCUAGAGGACAGCGCCGGCACUGGGAGCACUGGGAGUUCUGGUUCAGACCUGCUGUCUCCGGACUCGGACGACACAGACACGGAAGGCGAGCGAGGGAGGGAGCGCGGCGUGGGCGCGGUGGGCGGGCCCGUCGCCCCCCUUCCCCAGAAGACUCCGCCCUCCACCGCCGUGGAGGCUGUGGUAUCCGUGACGACUUCAGCGACCUCCCUUAACCCGACCGCUGGCUGCGACAGAAGCCGCGACAGGCCCAGAGAGGCCCCUCCCCCUUCCAGCUCGGUUGCCAUGGUAACCUCCAGUCCAGAUCCUGAAUGUCGCAGUGACCCCUCAGAGCUCCAGGCUCCGCCCACCUCCGCCCUGCAGCGACUGGCCCGGAACCUGCACCGACUUGCCAGGAACCUGACUAGAACCAGCCAGAACCAGCAGGACCAGACCUGGACCAAUCACAGUCCACUUCGGCAGCUGGAGACAGGAAGAGGCGGGAUGGAGGCCGCCGAGCGGCGAGGAAGCAGAGAAGAAGAAGAAGACGUGGAGCUCCUGAUCCCCGUCUCCGACUCUGACUCCUCCUCCUCCGCCUCCUCGGUCAGCGAUGUCCGACAGCCGCUGCUGGAGCCACACCCCUCCUCUACCACGGGCCACGCCUCCCGCCAUCACCGUGGCAACGGUUGUCGAGGAGGACGGGACGGGCCCUGUGAACACUGCGGGAUGGUCCACACGGCUCACAUCCCCGACGCCUGUCUGGAGGCCACAGGCAAAACGGAGAGCAGCGAUGACGAGCUGCUGCUGCUCUGCUAACACGCUAACCUGCCGGGCUAACAUGCUAACUGGCUAAUACUGCUACACCUACAGUUAGCUAACAUGCUAACUAACGCGGGUAACCUGCUAAUGCUACCCUGUCCCUACUCUGACGGUUAGCUAACAUGCUAACUGCCUGGCUAAGAUUAUUAAUACUACCCUGACUCAACACUUCAGACAACUAGCCAACGUGCUACCAUCUCACACUGGACUACAACUAGCCAACGUGCUACCAUCUCACACUGGACUACAACUAGCCAACGUGCUACCAUCUCACACUGGACUACAACUAGCCAACGUGCUACCAUCUCACACUGGACUACAACUAGCCAACGUGCUACCAUCUCACACUGGACUACAACUAGCCACAAUGCUAUCUCUUCAACUGAAAUUAACAAGGGAUGAUCUAAAUGCGUGUUAGCAUGUGUUAGCAUGUUAGCUGGAUCAAAGGUUAGUGAUGUCUGAGAUGAACGGGCCAAUCGGAGACCAGGGGAUGUGAUGUCACUGAUUGGAUUCUAAUGUCGGUACGGCUGAAAAUGUCCUCCCGUUGUUUCCGUCCGUUAAAGCGCUCCCCUCCUCCCUGCGGGCGGACUCGGUACGACUUGAUGAACUUCCUCCUCGUUGGUACGACUGCAAACGGAGUCCUGACAGAACAAACUGUUGGUGAGAACAUUAAACUAGGAACCUUCUCUGCCUCUGAACCGGGACGUGUCGCACUCAAACGGUCCCCCCGGUGCGCUGGUUAAAGUCGCUCCCUCCAGGAUGUCGCUGGCUGUGUGUUUGUGAGGUUACGAAAGUGAAAAUAAUUCUUAUUAUUAUUUAAAUCAGGAAACUAUUGAUUGAUCAAUUAACGGGUUGAAUGUGUGUUAAUUGUUGCCAUGGCGACUUCCUGCAGGGACUGAGUACAGAAUGACGAGGGUCAUGUGACCAGUGGAGGUAGCUAACGAUAGCUGCUAGCUAGUCUGAAUCUCAGUAUUGAUAAGUAGCAGAUCAUACUGAUUGAUUAUCUACCAGAUCAAUCAAUAUUUAUAGAUGAUAUAUUAUACUGAUGAUAAUAAGGUCAAAGGUCUAAUAGGGAAUAAUUGAUUGAUCACCUUCCUCCAUGGGUCAUGUGACCCUGGUCAUGCUCGUCAUAGCAGUCUGUAGAGUCUAGUUUGGUUCUUUGACUGGUUCUAGAUCAGAUUCUACAUCGGUCUGUUCAUAUCCAACAUAAAGGACUCACAGAGACCAGACCCACAGAGUCAGACUCUCAGAACCAGACUCUCAGAACCAGACCCACAGAGUCAGACUCACAGAGUCAGACUCUCAGAACCAGACUCUCAGAACCAGACCCACAGAGUCAGACUCUCAGAACCAGACUCUCAGAACCAGACCCACAGAGUCAGACUCUCAGAACCAGACUCUCAGAACCAGACUCUCAGAACCAGACUCUCAGAACCAGACUCACAGAGUCAGACUCACAGAGUCAGACUCUCAGAACCAGACUCUCAGAACCAGACCCACAGAGUCAGACUCUCAGAACCAGACUCUCAGAACCAGACUCUCAGAACCAGACUCACAGAACCAGACUCACAGAGUCAGACUCACAGAGUCAGACUCUCAGAACCAGACCCACAGAGUCAGACUCACAGAGUCAGACUCACAGAACCAGACUCUCAGAACCAGACCCACAGAGUCAGACUCACAGAACCAGACCCACAUAACCAGACUCACAGAACCAGACUCACAGAACCAGACUCUCAGAACCAGACUCUCAGAACCAGACUCACAGAACCAGACCCACAGAGUCAGACUCACAGAACCAGACCCACAGAACCAGACUCACAGAACCAGACUCACAGAACCAGACUCACAGAACCAGACUCUCAGAACCAGACUCUCAGAACCAGACUCACAGAUCCAGACCCACAAAACCAGUCAGAAGGUUCCGUACAAACAGAACAAAGAAAGUUCUGUAUUGUAAACAAUUCAACUCCUUUUGAUUUCCUCCUCUUCUUCCUCUUCCUCCUCCUCUUCCUCUUCCUCCUCAGACUGAAGCCAUUCAAACUGACCCGUCUGUAUUUUUGUUUUUGGUACUCAGAUCUCAGCUGACCUCGUGUGAGUGUGACUGUGUAUAUUUAUUAUUAUUGUUAUUGUUAUUAUUAUUAUUAUUAUUAUUAAUAUGAUUGUGGUUAUUAUUAUUAUUGUUGUUGUUAUUUGUUGUUGUGUAGAUGUUUUUCUGACCUGCAUGAAGUUCUUUGGUGUUAGUUUUUCUUUGAGUCUGUAAAGUAAGAAACUGUUUAACUGCACUAAAGAUUAAAGUUCCUGUUUCAGUC
Molecule: messenger RNA, 5652 nt
Organism: Dicentrarchus labrax (European seabass)
Lineage: Eukaryota; Metazoa; Chordata; Actinopteri; Moronidae
Gene: lrp12
Product: low density lipoprotein receptor-related protein 12
Exons: 11
Coding region: 716-3337 (873 amino acids)
Cellular component (GO): plasma membrane
Molecular function (GO): protein binding; low-density lipoprotein particle receptor activity
Source: RefSeq, a predicted model, not a curated record